AUGAAAUUCCCACAUCCUGAUUCUCGAAUAUUGCCUCAUCAAAUAUUAUGCAGUGCUGCACCACUUAAUUUAACAUCAAUGGAACUAAAAAGGGUUGUCGGUUCGCUUGUUGGUCUCGCCGUUGGUGAUGCACUUGGAGCUAGCGUUGAAUUUCGUCCUCGACAAUAUCUUGUUGAUCAUCCUGUAAAAGACAUGGAAAGUGGAGGCACAUGGGGUCUUCGAGCUGGUCAGUGGACAGAUGACACUUCCAUGGCUUUAUGUCUAGCUUCAUCACUCAUCACUCAACAUCGUUUUAAUUCUUACGAUCAAAUGGUACGCUAUAAGUGGUGGUAUAAAAAAGGUUUUCUCUCAUCAACUGGCGAAUGUUUUGAUAUCGGUACAACUACUCGAGCUUCACUUGAUGAAUUUUCUCGUCGACAAAAUAUUCUCAAACAAUAUUUUCGAGGCAUGAAGGAUGAUGACAUCGAUCACUUGUCGUUAGAGCAAGUUAGAAGUGUGCACAAUUUUAAUGAAUAUUGUGGUGUAUCAGGACAAGCUGGUAAUGGUGCACUAAUGCGUCUUGCUCCUGUACCUCUAUUUUACUUUCGACAACCGAAGAACGCUAUUAGAUAUGCAGGUGAAAGUGCUUGCCUUACUCAUGGUGAUCAAAAAGCAGUUGACGCUUGCCGUUAUUACGCAGCUCUUAUCGUCGCUGCAAUCCAUGGAGAAUCAAAACAGCAACUAUUAAAUGAGCAAUUCUACGAAAAGCAUAAACAAUGGUUUGGAUCUGUGAAACUUCACGAUGAAGUUCUACGUGUAGCUCGAGGAUCGUACAAAAAACAGGGCGGCUAUAAAGAUGGCAUUCGAGGAAAAAGUUAUAUUAUCAGUACGUUAGAAGCUGCUCUCUGGGCAUUUUGGUCCGAUGAAAACUCUUUUGAAAGAGGUGUUCUUAAAGUUAUUAAUCUUGGUGAUGAUACUGAUACAACCGCUGCCGUAUAUGGUCAAUUGGCUGGUGCAUACUAUACUGUAUCAGGUAUUCCCAGACGCUGGGGUCAAAAACUGUAUGCCAAUAGCUUAAUUAUUGACGUCGCUGAAUGCCUUUACGUCGAAGGAAGCCAAAGUAGAAAUGAUACGGUUCAACAACACCCACCGGCAAAAAGCCAAAUUACAACGCAGCAUCAGAAUCAAUCGACAAUACCAAAAUCACAAUUUAAUCAACAGCAUGAUUCUUACAAAUUGAAUCAGCAAACUUUAUAUGGAGAUUAUAAGGAUCGCAUAGGCUAUGAUAUUCUAUCUAAACAACCACGAUCUCAAUCACUUCCUGCUACUCAUUCGCACACGAAAAAUUCGUAUGGUCGACGACAAAAAAAAAGACUAGAUCCUAGCAUUUUACCACCUGCUGGUGUACCUAGUGGUUAUUAG
Messenger RNA from Rotaria sp. Silwood1, 1401 nucleotides. Lineage: Eukaryota; Metazoa; Rotifera; Eurotatoria; Philodinida; Philodinidae. The record is from the annotation of a GenBank genome assembly.